Molecule: messenger RNA, 1102 nt
Organism: Euleptes europaea (tarantolino)
Lineage: Eukaryota; Metazoa; Chordata; Lepidosauria; Squamata; Sphaerodactylidae
Gene: USF2
Product: upstream transcription factor 2, c-fos interacting
Exons: 10
Coding region: 50-1000 (316 amino acids)
Biological process (GO): regulation of transcription by RNA polymerase II
Molecular function (GO): DNA-binding transcription factor activity, RNA polymerase II-specific; RNA polymerase II cis-regulatory region sequence-specific DNA binding; protein dimerization activity
Source: RefSeq, a predicted model, not a curated record
CCUUCCCCUCCCCCCUUCCCUUCCCCUCCCCCCCCUUCCCUCUCCCCCCAUGGACAUGCUGGAUCCCGGCCUGGACACAGCCACUGCCUCUGCUGCUGCCAGCCACGAGAAAGCUCAAGAAGGAGAAGAGGGAGUCGAGCUGCAGGAAGGAGACGGCACGAAUGCGGAUGAGCAGACUGCAGUGGCUAUCGCCAGCGUCCAGCAAGCGGCCUUCACAGACCACAAUAUCCAAUACCAGUUCCGCACAGAGAACAAUGGAGGACAGGUAACAUACAGAGUAGUCCAGGUGACGGACAGUCAGCUGGACGGACAGACGGACGCAACGGGAGCCGUCAGCGUGGUCUCGACGGCGGCGUUCGCCAGCGGCCAACAGGCUGUUGCCCAGGCCGUGAUCCAGAACCCUUUCAGCAAUGGCGGAAGCCCAGCGACGGACGCCGUCAGCGGAGAGGCCCGCUUUGCGUAUUUCCCGGCCUCCACAGUGGGGGAUGCCACAGCGGUGUCGGUGCAGACGACGGAUCAGUCGCUAGCCCAGGCCGGAGGCCAGUUCUAUGUAAUGAUGACGCCGCCAGACGUAUUGCAGACAGGAACGCAACGUACCAUCGCCCCCCGUACUCAUCCCUAUUCUCCGAAAAUGGACGGGACGCGGACGCCGCGAGAUGAGAGGAGAAGAGCCCAGCACAACGAAGUCGAACGGAGGAGGCGGGACAAGAUCAACAAUUGGAUCGUCCAGCUGUCGAAAAUAAUUCCAGACUGCAAUACGGACAACAGCAAGACCGGAGCGAGUAAAGGAGGCAUCCUUUCCAAAGCUUGCGACUACAUCCGGGAGCUGCGCCAGACGAACCAGCGCAUGCAGGAGACCUUCAAAGAAGCCGAGAGGCUGCAGAUGGAUAACGACUUAUUACGGCAGCAGAUUGAAGAGCUGAAGAAUGAAAAUGCACUUCUGAGAGCCCAGCUGCAGCAGCAUGGGAUCGAGAUCGUGGGAGAUGCCCCGGGGCAGUAACCCCCCCACACACUGCCUCUCCACGCGGGAUCUCAACCUCCACUUCGACUGUCCCUUUUGUAUAGCGCAAAGAGACCCUUUCCCCCUCUUCCUAGUGAACCU